GAAGUAGUUGCUAUUAACGACCCAUUUAUGGAUCUUAACCACUUAUGCUAUCUCUUGAAAUACGAUUCAGUACAUGGUCAAUUUCCUUGUGAUGUAAGCCACGCUGAUGGAUUUUUAUUAAUCGGAGAUAAGAAAGUCAGUGUUUUUGCUGAAAAGGAUCCAUCUCAAAUUCCUUGGGGAAAAUGCCAAGUAGAUGUUGUAUGUGAAUCAACUGGUGUAUUUUUAACCAAAGAAUUAGCUAGCAGUCACCUUAAGGGAGGAGCCAAGAAGGUUAUUAUGUCCGCCCCACCAAAGGAUGACACCCCAAUUUAUGUUAUGGGUAUUAACCACCACCAAUAUGAUAGCAAACAACUUAUUGUUUCCAAUGCAUCAUGUACCACAAACUGCUUAGCUCCAUUAGCUAAAGUUAUUAAUGAUCGUUUUGGAAUUGUUGAAGGUUUAAUGACCACCGUUCAUGCAUCCACUGCUAACCAAUUAGUUGUUGAUGGUCCAUCAAAGGGUGGUAAGGACUGGAGAGCAGGUAGAUGUGCAUUAUCCAACAUUAUUCCAGCUUCCACUGGUGCAGCUAAAGCUGUAGGUAAAGUUUUACCUGAACUUAAUGGAAAAUUAACAGGUGUAGCUUUCAGAGUACCAAUUGGAACUGUAUCAGUUGUUGAUUUAGUUUGCAGAUUACAAAAACCAGCAAAAUAUGAAGAAGUUGCUUUAGAAAUUAAAAAAGCUGCUGAAGGUCCACUUAAAGGAAUCUUAGGAUACACUGAAGAUGAAGUUGUUUCUCAAGAUUUCGUUCAUGAUAACAGAUCAUCAAUCUUUGACAUGAAAGCUGGUUUAGCCUUAAACGACAAUUUCUUCAAAUUAGUUUCAUGGUACGAUAAUGAAUGGGGAUACUCAAACCGUGUUCUUGAUUUAGCCGUACACAUUACUAACAACUAA
Messenger RNA from Plasmodium reichenowi, 930 nucleotides. RefSeq names its product glyceraldehyde-3-phosphate dehydrogenase, putative. The annotation marks the transcript as partial. Gene Ontology annotation, biological process: glucose metabolic process. Gene Ontology annotation, molecular function: NAD binding; oxidoreductase activity, acting on the aldehyde or oxo group of donors, NAD or NADP as acceptor; NADP binding. Lineage: Eukaryota; Apicomplexa; Aconoidasida; Haemosporida; Plasmodiidae. The transcript has a single exon. The record is from RefSeq and is a predicted model, not a curated record.